AUCAGAGGCGGGAGAGAUGGAAGGGACAGCGACGGCGGUGAAGACGGUAGAGGAGGUGGGUGCCUUGUUGCAAGACUCCCGUGGGCCAUCCCAGGAGUUGGCUGCUCCCAGGCAGGUCGUUACCUUCACAGGACUCGUCCCCCACACCCAACACAACGAUGUCAAGCCCGGCAACCACCCCUAUAGUGCGGUGGAUGUGACAGGGAUGCGGGAGAGGUUGGUGAGGGCGGAGUCCCCACUGCAGACUGUAGAGGAGGCGCGGGCGGGGGAAUUCACACCGAUAAGAUGGAUCAAUCACCACAUGGACCGUCACUGGAACGCCGAUUCUCUCCUGGAACGGUCUGAUAGGUCAGUGGACAGACAGACAGACAGGCAGAUAUGGAUAACUGGAGAGAUAGUUGGAUAAGUAUAGAUAUGGCAAGCAAAGAAUCAAUGUCGGGAAGGAGCCGAUAAGUAAUUAGACUAACAGAUUGAUUAGGCAAAUGUAAGUAGAUAUCAACUGGGAAACAUAAGUAAAGAUAGCUAAGCAAACAGGUUAAAGAGAAGUAUUGAUAAAGAGAAAGACUGGUUUAGAUAGAAUGAAGUCGGUAAAUAUGAACAGUAAUGGAAAGUUACGAUACAGAUAUAUAGGUAAAAAAAGAUGAACAGAUAAUUAAAGAGAGAAAAAGAGGUGCAGUUGUCUGUGUGUAGGUUGCGAAACAAGAGCCGUCAGACGGAGGCGUACACCGAGGAACGGACGCUCACGGCCCAGAACUCGGUGACCAGGGGACUGGACGACCGCCUCACCUCUACCCUGGAACUCCGCUCACACCUCCACCACGCCAUCAACAACACCAUCGACGAGCUUGCUCUCCAAGACACCAUGAAGACUCGCCUGCAGAUGUCACUGUUUGCGCUGGAGCUGCCGGAGAGGAACAACGAGGAGUGUAUACACAUCAGGAGGUUCCGACUAGACGUCGACCGCACCCGCGACCCCGUCAUCUUCACCCUUAACAAGGAAACAGAGGUGCUUCGUACUGGUAGGUCCCUUUUGACAGAGACACUAAAUGAAACGGAGGCACAGAUCGCUCGUCUGCUGGAGGUGAAAAGGCUUCUAGAACACGACUGGUCAGACAAGCAGGAGGCCUUCCAGCUAGACCACUCUGCUGCCAAGCUCGUCAACCAGACAGCCAAUGCACAAUUUAAGCCAGUGUCGGCGGCCCUGCACGAGGGAGUGUCUGCCCCUGACACCUGGAGCCGCCGUAGCUGGGAACACCUGGAUGUGUGCAAAAGGGAAAUGAACUCAGGUACCCAGCUGAGGGGCGCUGCCGACCAGGCCCUGCAUGCGGUGGCAAGGGAUGCUGAGGAUGCUGCUGAGGCUACCGAUGUGGCCUUCAACACCCGCAUACGUGAGCUGGAGGACGCCAAGGCCAAGCUCACCGAUAAGGAUGCCAUGUUACGGAAAGAAAUCGCAGAGGAGGAGGGGAGUCUGGCGUCACUGCGUCAAGCACUGCAGGACAAGGAGUCCCCGCUACAGGUGGCACAGAGCCGCCACUGGACCCGCUCCUUCAGGCCCGGUGCUGACCGCUGUCUCGACCACCCCCACUACAGACUCAAGGACGAGCUGGAGGAACUACCUCAAAGCAUCGAGGCGCUCAGGGAUCAUCUAAGGGCAAGUGAGGACACACUGGAGGAACUUCACCGCCUUCACGAGGACUUCUCCAGGGACAUCCUUAACAGGGAACACACCAUCAGUCUGGAGCGUCGCUGUGUUACAGUCAGGAGCCUCAGGCAGACUCAAGCAAAGCUGCUGGGCCUGUGAUGUGUUUUGAACUUUUGGGUGCUGCAUGAUGUGCUUGAUUGUAAGGGAGUCAGCAGAGUACAUUCCGGAUCAAACUGUGUGUAUAUGUGGUGAACUUAUUAGUACUAUAAAUGAGUUAUACGGUAACUUAUACCACACAUCGCUGAACACUUAAAACUAUAGUAUGAAGAACAAGGUAAGAUAAGCCAGCAAAACAAAAACACGCUUUGCGUCGCACUGGGAUGUUUUGUUGGCGCAUCUGCCCAACACAACGAUAACAACAAAGCGUCUAGACGAGGUUCACCAUGGAUCCCGUUACUACAGUUGAGGCCUUGCAGGAUUGUGCUAUAGUUCAUGAAUUGAUGAAGCAAGUGAGGCGUCUGCACAAGCUAAAGAAAAGACAAAUGGAUGCUUCCUGAAGUUUCUUUAAAAGUGGCGGCUGUUGGCCGGUCAAAGAAUAUUCUGAAUAAUGAUUUAAUAAUACUAAAGAAGUUUUAAAGUGAAGAAUAAAUAGAAACAUGUCACCGUUUAUGUGUUA
Messenger RNA from Homarus americanus (American lobster), 2318 nucleotides. Its product is annotated as tektin-4-like. Gene Ontology annotation, cellular component: microtubule cytoskeleton; nucleus. Gene Ontology annotation, biological process: cilium movement involved in cell motility; cilium assembly. The record is from RefSeq and is a predicted model, not a curated record. NCBI's taxonomy places the organism in Eukaryota, Metazoa, Arthropoda, Malacostraca, Decapoda, Nephropidae. The transcript is spliced from 8 exons. Bases 863 to 1801 code for a protein of 312 amino acids.